Labrus mixtus (cuckoo wrasse) is the source of this 2667-nucleotide messenger RNA. RefSeq names its product mannose-6-phosphate receptor (cation dependent) (gene m6pr). Bases 260 to 1099 code for a protein of 279 amino acids. The record is from RefSeq and is a predicted model, not a curated record. Lineage: Eukaryota; Metazoa; Chordata; Actinopteri; Labriformes; Labridae. The transcript has 7 exons. Gene Ontology annotation, molecular function: protein domain specific binding. Gene Ontology annotation, biological process: protein targeting to lysosome. Gene Ontology annotation, cellular component: trans-Golgi network; endosome; Golgi apparatus.
GCUCUCACUUGACACAUUUCUAGGGGGAAAAAAGUCGGUUUAAAAUGUAGAACAGAAAAGCGUGAAGCUAGCAACAAAGUAUUUGGAACUCCACGCCUUCUGCAGAAUCACUUUAUUUAACUGCGCAACAUAGAGCAGCGUUAAUGCUCUUAAAGUCAACAAGGAAACGACGUUAGCGUGAGGAAGCGACUGUCACUUUGUGUGUGUUCAAGUGUAACUUCUAAAAAAGUGCUCCCACUCACUGAUAGUACAAGACGUCAUGAAGGUGACGAACAGACUCAGUGGAGGCUCCUUCCCGAGGUGGACUCUGGUUCUUCAGCUGCUCCUGUGUGGGAGUGGAGUUUACACCACCGACAGCACCAAGAAUUGUAAACUGUACUCUGACUCUGAAUCAGAACGGAAAGUCCUCAAUCGGCUAGAGCCACUCGCACACAAAAACUUUACAUUGGAGAUCACCAAGGAAGCUGAGAGUUACACAUACGUGUUCCAGUUGUGUGGGGACGCAUGGGGUGUUCCAGGAGCCGGGGUAGUUCAGUUGGACAACAAAAAUAAGGACGGGAAACCAACGGUGAUCGGCUCAUACAAUGCAACACAAGCGUACGGAGGAAGUGACUGGGUGAUGUUAAUCUACAGAGAUGGUGAAACAUACGAUGGCCACUGCUCUAAGGAAAAGAGGAGAGCCAUGUUCAUGAUCUCUUGCAACAGAAACAUGGACGUGGGCCAAAUCGGGACGGUGCUGGAAGACAGGGAGAGGGAACAAGACUGUUUCUACCUUUUUGAGCUGGACUCCAAUGCAGUCUGUCCACCUCUGCAGUCCAAGCUCAGUCCUGGAUCCAUCAUACUCAUCAUUGGCCUCUGCAUUGUGGCUGUCUACCUCAUUGGAGGUUUCCUCUACCAGAGACUGAUUGUUGGCGCCAAAGGGAUGGAGCAAUUCCCCAAUUAUGCUUUUUGGGUGGAGCUUGGCAAUCUGACAGCGGAUGGCUGUGACUUUGUGUGCCGGUCAAGGAAUCGAGAGGAAGCUCCCGCAUACAGGGGCGUGGCCACAGAACCGUUAGAAGAAGAGCCAGAGGAGCGAGAUGACCACUUACUACCAAUGUGACCUAAAUAAGUCAGAAACGGGACCGAAAUGUACUCUGUGUGACGCAGCUUAUUCUUUCACAGGUUAGCUGAACUUAGACACAAGUCUUGUUUUUCUUGUGCUGGUUUAAGAUUAGGACCUGUUGAUACUAUGUGUGUGUUUUUCAGACUUGUGCCUAGAACUACUACUGUGUGAUCUGCUCGUCACUUCUUAGGGAAUGUUAUUGCGAGGCUGAAACGCCUGUCUCCUCCUCUUACCCCGUGCAUCUAAUUCAUUUGUUUGGUGUCAAACACAUGAGCGGUUAAUACAAGACUCCAAAGUGACAGUUCAGAGUGACUUUCGUUCCAUGAAUAUCUAGCAGAAAAUUAAGGAUUUAAGAGUUAGUCUUUUUCAUGAUUUCAACUUCAUAAAAUAUUGGUAAUGAUUGUUUUUGGAGCAGGAUGCAGCAAUGUGUUAAUCCUGGAGUACUGAUUGUGUGCACUGAUAGACGCAGUUUACAGAUCACAGUUUUUCUUUUUUUCAUUUUGCUUUAAUUAUUUCUUCUUGUUUUUUAUUUUUGAAAGUGAGAGAUUUUGGCACAGCGUAGUAAUUUCAAGUGCUUACAGACUUGCAAAAUAAGUUUAAAAAAAAAGACUGCACAGUGAGACUGCAGAGGUUAAUUGAAGUAAAACUUUAGUUGGGUGUUUGUGUUUCUCCCACAUUAUAGGAAAAGGCUUCUCCGAAUAACUGCUUAUGAAGGUUUGAUGAUAACAGCUGCCUGACUGUAAACCAAGCUUGAGAGUUGUAGCUUAACAUCCUGCUUUUUAUUGGAAAGGUCAAACAUGCUUUCACUUUUAUGUGGAACACGAUGAAUUCAGUGUCUGAGGCAAAGCAUCCAGCUAAAAUCUAUAACUGAUUCCUAUAAAUCCCUCAUAUCUGCCUUUAAAAACUUCUUUAUAGAGGCAAUCUGAAGGGAUUUAUAUGUAAAUUCCUGCUUUUCUUAUUUAUGAUAUGAAAAAGGUUUGGUAUGUAUUUAGUAACAGUACUUGUGUUUUCAUGGAAAAUAUGUUUAAAAUUCCAACCAACCUAAACCAUAUUCACUUCUAUGAACUACCAACAUCAAACUGUGAAGAGUAGAUCUACAUUAAUUUCACCAAAUCUUUAAAUUGACCAAAUAUUCAGGCCGCUUCAUGUCUGAUAAUCUACUUCUUUUUCAAGAUAGAGCAGCGAUGAAAGCACUUGUUUUUCUAUACACCUGCUGUAUAUUACGGUUGUAAAUGUUACAUCAUGAACUACCUUUAUAAUAUUUUAACCCUAACGCUAAGAAUUAAAGCUGUUUUUGUGAUUUCUUAUGGCAACAUGAUGUUACAAGUUUGUUUUGAAUCAAGUUACAACAUUACAGUCAACAUGAUCACUUCAGUUUGUUUUGCUUUAAAUGUUUCUACAUCUGUUGUUAUUGUGAGUUAAUUACAGCGGAUAUUACUUUUCUUUUUUUUUUGGUCACAAUCUCUAUGAAAAGCUGAUUUGGAGGUUGUAGUGAUUUACAUUACCUCUACAUUGUUUAAAAAAAAAACUGUUUAGUUUAAGAACAAUAAACAGCAACAAAACAA